Coregonus sp. 'balchen' is the source of this 6058-nucleotide messenger RNA. NCBI's taxonomy places the organism in Eukaryota, Metazoa, Chordata, Actinopteri, Salmoniformes, Salmonidae. The record is from the annotation of a GenBank genome assembly.
AUGAAACCGGGAAAGAAGAGACACAGCUCCACCAACACUAAUACACACACUUACAUUAAUACCAAACAUACAAGCUUUUAUUCUCUAAUUGCGUCUUGCCUCAACAUGGCAAACUCAGUGGCCACUCUAGUGGUCCAAGCGGAACUAUUACCCCCUCAAUCGUCCUCCUCCCUCUCUCCCUUCCCCUCGCUGCAGGGAUCAGGAGAAGGGGAGGAGGACAGGGAAAGGGGGGAAGAAGAGGAUGGGGAGAAAGGGAUGGUGGAAGGGGGUGAGGAUAUAGUGCUGACCGGGGUAGGGGUGGAGAUGGUGACGUCAUCGGUCCUGGCCGCACCCCAUCUCCAGGAGCACCCUGAGCACCCGUUCCAGUGCCUGGACUGUGGCAAGAGCUUCAAGUGGUCUUCAAGGCUGGCACACCACCAGCGCAGCCACAACAACGAGAGGCCCUACCGCUGUAACCUCUGCCCCAAGGCCUUCAAGGGCUCCUCCGCACUCCUCUACCACCAGAGGUACUGCAGGGAAGGGGGGGAGGGAGGGAGAGGGGGACGGGCACAGUGAAAGUUAGCAAUAGAAAUGUUUAGCAUCUUAUGCAUCUCAGUUUAUGAAGGGUAUUCUUCUCCUUGUCUCCAUCUGUUUUCAUCUGUUUAGUUCUCUCACAAUAAUACAAAUGAGGGAAAUGCGAAAAAUGUGAGCAAUAUAAUGGAAGCCUAUUUAGGGCCGUGGGAAACUAGUGGAAUAGAAUAAUCAAUACAACUAUGAACCCUUUCUGUAGACGAUAUGAUGUCCUGUAGAUCGGUUGAAGGGUCAGUAGAUUGUCUGUUUUCAUGUUUGUUUUUUCUGUGCAGGUCUCAUUCAGGGGAGAAGCCCUAUAAGUGUGACGACUGUGACAAGGCCUUCAAACGCUCCUCUCUGCUCCAGGUGAGAAACACUGGGCAGUAAUGGUUCCCCCUUUUUGUGGUAAAAAUUUGUUGAAAGGUUUUUUGCUUUAAAAAGUUGAAUGUUACAGUAGUAAAAUGAUCCUCUUGGGGUUAAGGGACCAGUCACGGAUGUCCUCCUCUCUCUCUACUUGUGCAUGUCUCCAGGUCCAUCGUAGUGUCCACACAGGCCUGCGGACCUUCCAGUGCCCCUACUGCCCGCUCACCUUCAAGUGGAGCUCCCACUACCAGUACCACCUGCGCCAGCACACGGGCGAGUGCCCCUACCCCUGCGACAGCUGCCCCAAGGCCUUCAAGAACUCCAGCAGCCUGCGUAGACACAAGAACGUGCACCUGGGCCUGAAGCCCUACGUGUGCACCGUGUGUACCAAGGCCUUUACCCAGUCCACCAACCUCAGACAACACAUGAGAAUCCACACAGGAGAGAGGCCCUACAUUUGUGGAGAGUGUGGACGCAGUUUCACACACUCAUCCAAUCUGGCCCUGCACCGGAACUCUCAGAGUCACACUGGUGAAGGAAAGGGGGGGAAGACAGGGGGAGGCAACAUGGGGGAUGAGAUACGGGAAGUGAUAGUGGGGGAGGAAGUGACAUCACAAAUGUUGACGGACAUGGGCUUUGUGAGCCAGGAGGCCAUGGUGGGGGUGGGGGUCGGGGAGGUGUUCCUAUCGUCAGGUCACCAGACCCUCCUGCCCCAUCUCACCCUAACCCCCACCCAGGGGGGCGUGUGCACAUCCAGGGCCAUCGGGACAGAAGUGCACGUGAGCACGGAGUCGGGCGCCAGCGUGCUGCUGUACAGCUGUGGCAGCUGUAGUCAGACGUUCAGCACGCGGACAGAGCUAGAGGACCACCAGGCCAUGCACCUGGGCCCCGGGGAGGAGGGGGGCAGCGGGGUGGGUGAGGGGCCAGGGGGAGAGGGAGAGGUGGGGAAUCUGCUGGCUGACUUUGAAGAGGUGGUGGAGACGACGGCAGCAGCAGAGAAUGGACACACUACGGCUGAACUACUGGGACUGACCGGGGGAGUGGACGGAGGGGUGAGUAGUGGGACUCUCUCUCUGCCUGGGGAGGUUACCCCUAAGGCACUGUUUUAGGAUCACACCAGAUUCAUCCAUUCAUGAUCAAUAUUUGGUUUCUUACUCUACUCUCUAGGUCAAUAUCUCAGCUGAUAUGACUGCCAUGAUGUUGAUGUUGUUGUGCAAUGACUCUGGCCUAAUAGUAUUUUGUCCCAUGUCAGAAUAUGGGGACUACCCAGGCCCAGUUUGACCUGCUGCAGAGCUUCACAGUGGGGGCUCAGAUCCCCACAGACAGCGUGGAGACAGGGUGUAACACCCCAGGUCCAGGGACGGGGGCGGGGGCGGGCACAGAGUGUGCCUACUGCGGGAAGAGCUUCAAGACCAGCGGAGGGCUCAACAGACACCUGGCACAGGUAGCAAUCAUAUGUCAUAAGGUCUCUGUCCUGGAUGCCAGUCUGUUUCUACUUCGUCUAACUUGGGCCUAGAUUCAAUCAGUUCAGCAUUAACCUGCGAUAACCGACAAUUGCAUAGCAUAUCAUUGCUUUUGUUUGAGAACUGUCAAAUCCACAUGCAGCUCCCGGCGGUAUGCCUUUCGCCGACAUUGCCAUUGGAUGCAUUAAUAGAAAGCCCCUCCAGCCAUGUUACAAGUUCGAACACUGGAAUGUGUGAUGGAAUCUACACUUCGAUUAGUCUGAACUGAUCUACUCCUUGGUGUCAGUAAAGCUGACGUUAUCGGAUCUAUAAAUAGUCUGUUUUGAUGACCCUCUCUCUUCCCAAAUCUUCUUCUCUCCCUCUGCUCCCUCUCCAGGUCCACUCCCUCUCUCCCUCCCAGUCUCGCUCCCAGUUCAGCUGCUCUGCGUGCGACCGCUCCUUCACCCUCCUCUCUUCCCUGCUCACCCACCAGCACUCCCACACCCCCGAGCAGCGCCUCCUGGCCGAGGCUGAGGCAGAGAUUGUCUGCCCCCCGUCCCUGUCCCUGUCCCUGCCCCUGCCCUCCUCCCCCAGGCAGGGGGACAAGCACCAGGACACCCAGGGGGAGAUCCACGUCAGCCUGAUGGCUGUGACAGAGGAGGGGGACAGGGAGGUGGCCAAGCCAUCCACCAGAGCAGUGGUCAAGGGCCAGAGGAGAGGAGCGGCUAGUAAGACUGCUGGGGGGAACAACGGUGAGUUAGUCUUUUUCUUUUGGCUUUUUGAUAGAAAAUACUUUAAAAAGUGAGAUACCUUGACAGUAACAGAGCCUAGCCUACAGCUGCUCAUGAAAUUACCUGUAUAAUUCAUGUGUAAAAAAAUAUAUAACAUUAUUCACCAUUCUCCCUCUCCUCAUCACUGUGGGUACGGUACAGAGAGGCCGUACCGUUGCUCUGAGUGUGGUAAGGCCUUCAAGGGUUCGUCAGGUCUGAGGUACCACAUGAGGGACCACACAGGAGAGAGACCCUACCGCUGCACAGAGUGCGGCAAGAGCUUCAAGAGGUCCUCACUGCUCUCCAUACACCAGAGGGUAAGACGUAUCAGUCCAUUUCUAGCUCGCUAAGGCUGCGUUUAGACAGGCAGCCCAAUUCUGAUAUUUUUUUCCCCUAAUUGGUCUUUUGACCAAUCAGAUCAGCCCUGAAAAAUAUCUGAUGUGACAAGAUCUGAUAUGAUUGGUCAAAAGACCAAUUAGUGAAAAAAAGAUCAGAAUUGGGCUGCCUGUCUAAACGCAAGCUAUGGCAUUUGUCACAAGGUGUGAACAGCGACACUGCUACGUUAUAGCAGUUUAUGGCCUGCUUUUCUUGUUCGAAACUUUUGAAUGUACUUGUACUUUCAGAAGAAUCGAGGCCGUCAACAUUUAUUUUCUGACUGAUCCCUCAUCUCUCCUCUCCAGGUGCACACAGGUGUGCGAGCGUUCCAGUGCCCCUACUGCCCGCUCACCUUCAAGUGGAGCUCCCAUUACCAGUACCACCUGCGCCAGCACACGGGCGAGCGGCCCUACGUGUGCCAGGAGUGUGGCAAGUCCUUCAAAAACACCAGCUGUCUGAGGAGACACAGUCAGCUCCACUCUGGCCUGCGCCCUCACAUCUGCCCCAUCUGCUCCAAGUCCUUCUCACAGACCUCCAACCUCAAACAGGUCAGCACAGAUAGCUCUGCUAUGGCUGAUGCUAGGAUUCUUAUGAUAUUGUGUACAGUGGCUCCUUUGCUCCAUCUCUCUCUAUAUAUAUAUCUCUCUGUCACACACAUCUUUCUCCUCUCCCUUUAUCUUUCUCUCAUCCUCCCUACCCUCCUCUCUCUCCAACAGCACGAGCGCACCCACUCAGGCGAGCGGCCCUUCCAGUGUGCCCAGUGUCAUAAGAGCUUCACCCACUCCUCCAAUCUCCAGCUCCACCUGAGAACCCACUCCUCCAGGAAGGACUACAAGUGUCCCUUUUGUGGGAAGGAGUUUGUCAUGCACUCCUACCUGCAGAGGCACAUGAGGACUCAUGGGAACGGGGCUGUGGCGGGGGACGCUGGGGUGGGGGGUAAGGAGGGGGGCAGGGGAGGUAAAGGGGGUGGAGGGGUGACAACCACCACCACCUUACUAAACCCCAUCACCCUGGAGACCACAGGGAACUCUGGGUCUCUGAUCGUGUCUCAGCCAACACUGGACAUUCCCCCCAACACCUCCCAGAACUACUUCAUGAUCCAGACAGCCAAUGGGCUUCAGCUCAUCCCCCUGUCUGCCCCCGCCCCCCCUCCUCCCCCUCCGCCUCCCCCCCAGACACAGUAUAUCCUCCUACAGUGCCCCUCCACCAAUGGGAGCCAGCCCAGCCUGAUUCUCGUCCCCACCACAGCGACCAAUCCCCAUCCCACCCUGGAUCCCCAGGGCCUCCCAUUGGUCCAGACAGUUCUAAGCCCUGCCCAAACCCAGAUGCAACAUUUUCAGAACAUAUCCCAGCAACAACAGCAGCCCAGGUUCAUCAUCACCACCAAACAACAACGUAAACAACCCUCCCGUUGCUAAGACAACAACUCCCUCCCUGAACUCUAUGCUGAACAAGCCCAUAUUAGGGAAAAGUAACCGGACAGCCAGGACCAGGAGAGGACGGAAACCCAAAGCUGCUGUAGGUCGGAAAACAACCACCUCAGUUGCUACGUCAACCACCUCUGUCACCAUGACAACAGCCCCUGUCAGUCAGUCGGGGGAUGUAGUACCUGUGUCUAGCUGUAAUGUAAUUAGUGUCACUCCAGCUACUGUUAUUGCUGCCAACACUAUGACAUCAUCAUUGCCAUCGUCUCUACCCGCCAAGUCACAAGGUCCUUCCUCACCACCAACGGCCUCUGUCUCUGUUUCUACCCCCUCCUCCUUUACCUCUGCAACUGUUACCUCAGGACCCCUAAAGGUUGCCUCAGUUACCAUGGUUACACCAGCCUCCCUGCCCUCUGACCCUGUGGCCUGGGUUGGGGAACCCCAAACCGCCCCAGAGUUGGGCAAUACCACUGAGCAGGACAUGAGAGGAGAACAGUAUGUCCUCUGCUUCCAGAAAGAAGGAGGGAAGAAGGAAGAGGUAAAGAUAGGACAGGAAGGACGGUCCUACGUGUUGCAGUUUGAAGGGGAGAGGUGCGGGGAGGGGGGGCAAGGAGGAAUGGGCAGAGAGGGGGAUGGGGAGUCAUACGUGCUGCGUUUCCAGACUGAGGGAGAGACUGAGGGAGAGACUGAGGGAGAGACUGAGGGAGGAACUGAGGGAGAGGGAGGGAAGGAGAAAAGAGGUCUGGUGUCACUGCUGCAGGAGUGGGGAGGAGAGAGAGAAGGAGAAAGACGAGUAGGGGAGGAUGGCGGAGAGGGAGAGUCCUUUGUGCUUCAUUUCCAAACAGAGCAUCAGAGCGAGGAACGGACCACUUCUGACAGUAGCUAUCUAGAAGGCCCCAGCAACAGCCUGGAACUUUCCUGCCCGCCUCCCCAGGCCUUAAUGCCUCUGAAUGGGCAGGAGGUGGUGUUUGAGCUGGGGGAUGAGAACAAGAUGGUGGGCCAGGGGUCUGGAGAGAGUGUGCAGAUGAUAGCCCUGAUCGAGGGGGAAGGGGAGGGAGAAGGGGGCAGUUACAGUGGGGCAGUGGGGGGCAGUAGGGGAGGGCAGGGGGCCAAUGGAGGGCAUCUUUCAGCUUGA